Molecule: messenger RNA, 1457 nt
Organism: Chinchilla lanigera (long-tailed chinchilla)
Lineage: Eukaryota; Metazoa; Chordata; Mammalia; Rodentia; Chinchillidae
Gene: Pgf
Product: placental growth factor
Biological process (GO): vascular endothelial growth factor receptor signaling pathway; response to hypoxia; vascular endothelial growth factor signaling pathway
Cellular component (GO): membrane
Molecular function (GO): growth factor activity; chemoattractant activity; vascular endothelial growth factor receptor binding
Source: RefSeq, a predicted model, not a curated record
GGGCUCCCCCAGGAGGACGAGCAUGGUGGUCUCCCCUCGCAGCCCGCUGGUUCAGGACUUCUGAGAAGAUGCUCGCCUUGCGGCUGCUCACUUGCUUCCUGCAGCUCCUGGCUGGGCUGGCACUGCCCACUGUGCCCCAGCAGCACUUGGCCCUGCCUACUGGGAACGCCUCGUCAGAAGUGGAAGUGGUGCCCUUCCCGGAGGUAUGGGGCCGCAGCUACUGCCAAGCGCGGGAGAAGCUGGUGGACAUCGUGACCGAGUACCCCGGCGAGGUGCAGUCCUUGUUCAGCCCGUCCUGCGUCUCUCUGAAGCGCUGCACCGGCUGCUGCAGCGAUGAGCGGCUGCACUGUGUGCCUGUGGAGACCACGAACGUCACCAUGCAGGUCCUGAAGAUCGCCCCAGGGCGCCAAUCCUUCUUUGUGCAGAUGACAUUCUCACAGCACAACCUCUGCGAGUGCAGGCCUCCGCAGAAGAGGACGAAGGCGGAAAGGCGGAGACUCACGAUCAGGGGCAAGAGGAAGCGCGAGCACCAGGCGCCCGCCGUCUGCCAGCAGUGCGGCGAUAGUGUUCCCUAGAGGUAACCGGCCCUUCAGAGGAGAGACCCCACACCCAGCUCGCAUAUUUAUUGCCGUCACGCUCUCGGUGACCUCCCUGCUGGCACCCUCCCUCUAUUUAUUAGCCACCGGCGCCCUGCUGAAUGACUCGCCCCUCACAGACGAGGCGCAAGGAGGGGCAGGACCCUCAGGGCUUCAGUGCCUUACACAGACGUGAGAGAAGGAAAGAAGCCACGCACAGACCCGUGGGAGCUUCGGCUUGGGAAGAAACAGGACGUGACCUUUGAGGGGCCGCCAGGCCCCAGAAGCCCCAGGUCGCAGGGGACCCGAGAAGAAAAGGGGGCCCCCGAGGGCUCCUGGCCCGCGGGUUCUGUGCCGCCGGCAGCUUUUGUCCCGGCCGCACUGGCCCCAGGCGGAUGCAGGUGCCUGCUCUUGCCACCGCGUCCCUGGCGGGGUGGGCGGGCAGGCGGCCGGUGGAGGGGAUCCGGCCUCGUCCUCUCCCUGGCAGGGGCUGCUUGCCCUGGAGACUGGGGCGUUCAGCUGAGAACAGCACUUGCCUGGAGCCUUUUGCCCCUCCUUCCCCUCUUAAGUCACUCCUCACGUUUUGCCUCUGGCUUAUUCUGGGACUUGGUUUUUUUUCCAGCCAAGGUGCCAUGACCCCGCCUCCUCUUGGGGACACAGGGUUAGGGUUGGCCGGGGGCUGGGCGAACGCAGGAUGGAGGAGGAGCCCUGCCAUGGGGAUGCGUGGGGAUGCGGUCACUGGGAGAGGGACCCGUGUGCCUUAGGCCAGCAGCUGUGGAAAGUGGAGCAGACCCUGAGGGCCCCUGUGCCCCACCAGCUGCCCCUGAAGGGCCACUGACUGCCAAGCCAGAUUCUCUUGAAUAAAGCAUUCUAGUCUGGAAA